Marmota flaviventris (yellow-bellied marmot) is the source of this 1006-nucleotide messenger RNA. It is a transcript of the gene Tmem35b, whose product is annotated as transmembrane protein 35B. NCBI's taxonomy places the organism in Eukaryota, Metazoa, Chordata, Mammalia, Rodentia, Sciuridae. The record is from RefSeq and is a predicted model, not a curated record.
UCCCGAGCGGCGCGGCCAUGGCGCUCGUGCUCGCCGCCCUGCGCGUCCUGCUGGGCGGUUUCUUUGCGCUCACGGGGGCGGCCAAGCUCUCGCAGAUCUCGGCUCCCGUGUCGCAGCAGAUGAAAGCCCUGUUCGUGCAGUUUGCUGAGGUGUUCCCGUUGAAGUUGUUCGGCUACCAGCCAGAUCCUGUGAACUACCAAACAGCUGUGGGCUGGCUGGAGCUGCUGGCUGGGUUGCUGUUGGUCGUGGGCCCACCGAUGCUACAAGAUAUCAGUAACUUCCUCUUGACCCUCCUCAUGAUGGUGGCUAUCUUCACUUUGGUAUCUCUGAAAGAGUCACUGAGCACCUCCAUCCCAGCCAUUGUCUGCUUGGGGCUCCUGCUGCUGCUGGACGUCUGCCAGUUCUUAGCCCAAACUAAGAAGAUGGUCACACACUCUAGGAAGAAGACUCCAAGUGCAUUCAAGGAACCCUGGACGUAGAGAGUCCCUUCAUACCAUGCAGCUGUCCCAGCAGGAACAUGCUGGAAUAGUCUGUCACCUCAUUACCAGUACGUUCCAUGUCUUCCAGUGUUGAAAGAGACAUCUUGUCUACCUAGCCCUGAUUACUCUCUGUAACUAUACUGUUCUCUUUUGAGGGAUAGAUGUUGCACACACUGACAUUCUUCAUGUCAUGUGAAAAUAGAAAAUAAGCAAAAAAGAAAUUUAAAACACCAAAAUUCUAAUAUUCCAAAAUUACCACUUUUAAUGCCUUGGUACUAUAUCUCUUGUCUUUUUCUAUGCCUUUGUAUAGAUUUAUAUAUUUUUAAAUGAAAAUGAGAUCAUAUAUCCUAUUUUAUUACCUACUUUUUAAACCUGGUAUUCUGUAACACCAUUCCGUGUCUCUUUUACCUCAUUAGUCUUGAUGGCUGCAUAGUAUUCCAUUUUAAGGAUUUAGUCUACCUUCCGUGAGGAACGUUCCCAAUUUUUUGUGAUUGUAAACCUCACAAUAAAUCAUCUUUGCAUACUUA